This is a messenger RNA of Miscanthus lutarioriparius, 210 nucleotides long. The record is from the annotation of a GenBank genome assembly. Lineage: Eukaryota; Viridiplantae; Streptophyta; Magnoliopsida; Poales; Poaceae.
AUGACGCACCACCUCCUCGCCGCGUCGCUCCUCCUCCCGCUCACCCGCCCGAACUUCACCUCGCCACCGCCCGCCACCACCGUGUGCGACGAGCUCUGCCUACAGGGCUUCCUGCGUGGCCUGCUCCCGGCCAACGUGCGUGCCUACACGCUCGAUGCCGGCUCCGGGGACUUCAUCAUUGACCUCCGCUCUAGCUGGCGCAUCGUGUAG